AUGGGUGAGACCCAGAGGGAGAUGGCAGAGAUGAUAAAAGAACUCAAAAAUUCCGCUCCAAAGCCAAGUGAAGAAAAUGAGAAACACCCACAAGAGGAAUCUGCUGCUGCUGGAAAGGAGUAUAAACAAAAAUGGACCAUAUUUUGUCACUCAAGAGGACGUUGUUGCCAUGCUGGAAAAGGAGCUGAGUCGAAGUCAGGAAGAUUAGAAGUAUCUUCCUCAGCCACCGUACCCAACACGCUUGCUCCAGCAGCCAUAUCCUAA
Prunus armeniaca (apricot) is the source of this 264-nucleotide messenger RNA. The record is from the annotation of a GenBank genome assembly. Lineage: Eukaryota; Viridiplantae; Streptophyta; Magnoliopsida; Rosales; Rosaceae.